Cynocephalus volans (Philippine flying lemur) is the source of this 5969-nucleotide messenger RNA. It is a transcript of the gene FBXO40, whose product is annotated as F-box protein 40. Gene Ontology annotation, molecular function: zinc ion binding; protein binding; ubiquitin protein ligase activity. The transcript has 5 exons. NCBI's taxonomy places the organism in Eukaryota, Metazoa, Chordata, Mammalia, Dermoptera, Cynocephalidae. The coding region runs from base 621 to 2756 and encodes 711 amino acids. Gene Ontology annotation, cellular component: cytoplasm. The record is from RefSeq and is a predicted model, not a curated record.
CCAGCCUCCUCAAGCACAGCUGGACCUGCCGACUGCACAUGCAGGAGUCUGCUCUGGCCUUGAAAAUGAUCCUUCUUGAGAGGAUUUUCCUCCUUCCUUGAGGGAAAGAAAACCCAUUAACAUAAAACCCACUUCCCAUCUGGUUUCCACUGCUAAAUGCCACUCCAGUAGAGACCGAGCGUUGAUAAAUAUAGGGGGAGGAAAAAGUCGUAAGCUGAGCCUGGUCACAUUGCCCCUUGUGAUAUAGUUUUAUUUUUAACUUCAAAACACUUGAACUAUUUCUGUUGAAGUUUCCUCUCCUCUCCCUGCCUUCCCAACAGAACCCUGUACUCUGCUGCAGCUGGUGUGCCCCAGCCACCUCCCAGCGAUCUGCCUGCUCACAAUCAAGGGACGCAGGUGCAGUAUAUGAGUCCCCACUCAGCCUGCUGCUGGGGCCUUUGACCCCUGCACUAGCCACAGAACAGCUGAAUAUACCUUGGUGAAUUGCACACGAUAGAUAUUCCACAGACACUUACACGCUGCCCCAGACCAAGUUGGAUUUCAGACUGACCUAUAAGUAGACAUAAUGCCCCAGUGAGAGAGGUUAGGAGAGUUAAGAAACAAGAAGAAAUUGGGAAGCUAUGGGCAGAGCACACAGGCCCCCACCUGGGCAGCACAGGCACUGUGAGGGAUGCUUCAACCGCCACUGCCACGUUCCUGUGGAGCCCAAUGUCUCCUGCCUGGUGAUCAGCUGCCACCUACUCUGUGGUGCUACCUUCCACAUGUGCAAAGAGGCAGAGCAUGAGCUCCUCUGCCCUUUAGAGCAGGUCCCGUGCCUCAACUCUGAAUAUGGCUGCCCCCUUUCCAUGUCUCGCCACAAGCUGGCCAAGCACCUGCAGAUGUGCCCCGCCAGUGUGGUCUGCUGCUCCAUGGAGUGGAACCGCUGGCCAAAUGUGGACUCUGAAACAACCCUUCAUGAGAACAUCAUGAAAGAAACCCCUAGUGAGGAGUGUUUAGACACAGCCCUGGCCCUCCAGGACCAGAAGGUCCUCUUCAGAUCCUUGAAAAUGGUAGAACUUUUCCCAGAAACUAAAGAGGCCACUGAGGAAGAACCAACUAUAAAUGGUGAAGCUAGUUGGGAGGAAAUGGGAGGAGCAGUGGGUGGAGUGGAAAACAGCUCAUCACCACAUGGCUGUCUGUCAGUAGCCAGUGGGGAGAUGGCAGAGCUGAGUCAAGAAGAACGAGACGCAUUAGCUAAAACCAAAGAAGGGCUGGACCUGGCCAAGUUUGGCAAGUGGGAAAAUAUGUUCAGCAAAGAGCAUGCAGCCUCUGCGUUAACAAAUUCAUCAGUGAGCUGUGACAGCAAGAGCAGGAAUGGCCCAGGGACAGAACAGAUUUCCAGUGGCAAUACCGUGGUGAAUGGAGAGGGCACUGCUGAAGGGAGAGGGCCGCAGGAAAACCAGAAGCAGCGGGACUUUUGUGCAGCCGUGGAAAAGGCAGGGCUUGCCCCUUGGCAGGACGGUGUUCUGGAAAGACUGAAAACAGCUGUAGAUGCAAAGGAUUAUAACAUGUAUCUAGUGCACAAUGGGCGGAUGCUUAUUCACUUUGGUCAGAUGCCUGCUUGUACACCUAAGGAGAAAGACUUUGUUUAUGGCAACCUUGAGGCUCAGGAAGUUAAGACUGUUUACACCUUCAAAGUUCCUGUGAGCUACUGUGGAAAGCGAGCUCGAAUUGGAGAUGCUAUGUCACGUUGUAGGCCAAGUGAACACAAGGCAGUAGAUACUUCAGAUUUGGGGAUCACUGUGGAGGACCUGCCAAAAUCCGACCUCAUCAAGACCACCCUCCAGUGUGCUUUGGAAAGAGAACUCAAAGGUCAUGUCAUCUCGGAAUCCAGGAGCAUUGAUGGGCUGUUCAUGGAUUUUGCCACACAGACAUAUAGCUUUGAGCCAGAACAGUUCUCCUCUGGGACAGUGCUGGCUGACCUCCUCACCACUGCCAACCCAGGGGGACUUCAUGUGGAGCUCCACAGUGAGUGUGUGACCCGAAGACACAAUAAGAGCAGCUCUGCCUUUACUUUCACUUGCAACAAAUUCUUCAGGAGGGAUGAAUUCCCCCUGCACUUCAAGAAUGUCCACACAGACAUCCAGUCAUGUCUCAAUGGCUGGUUCCAGCAUCGAUGCCCCCUUGCCUACUUGGGAUGUACGUUUGUUCAAAACCAUUUCCGCCCCCCAGGGCAAAAGGCAAAAGUGAUCUAUAGUCAGGAACUCAAGACCUUUGUCAUCAAGCCAGAGGUUGCUCCAGAGCUAAGUGAAGGAAGGAAGAACAACCAUCUCUCAGGCCAUGGAGGAAAAAGCCAGAAUUCUCUAACCAGCUUGCCCCUGGAGGUUUUGCAGUACAUUGCUGGGUUCUUGGACAGCGUCAGCCUGUCCCAGCUCUCCCAAGUGUCUGUGCUGAUGAGGAAUAUCUGUGCAACUUUGUUACAAGAGCGAGGGAUGGUCCUCUUGCAGUGGAAGAAGAAGAGGUAUUCCCAUGGAGGCACCUCCUGGAGAGUCCACAGGGAGAUCUGGCAGUUCAGCAGCCUCUUCUCCAAAAUUAAGAGCUGGGAGUUUAAUGAAGUCACCUCCAUGUCUGAGCACCUGAAGGCCUGUCCUUUCAACAUUGUAGAGCACAAGACUGACCCCAUACGUUUGACCAGCAUGUGUCAGUCCCAUGAGCAGGCCCAGGAGAGCUUAGUCUCCACCUUUAGAGCCAGACCACGAGGAAGACAUGUCUGCUAAACAUUCAGAUUCCACUGUUCUUGGAUUUCUCUGUGGAGUUAUUGAAAGUAGGACAGAGAGUGGUUUUUGAGGACUCCCUACUGUAUACUGCUUAUGUGCUUAUCUGGGUGUACUGGAACAAACAAUGUCCUUCAAACUGUCAGCAGUCACACAGGCCUAAGAAUUGCCUAAGCCAUGGCUUAUACUUCCUAAGCCAUGGCUUAAGAAUUUCUUAAGUUAUGGCUUGUAUUAUAGUGCCAUAUGGAUGACUUAUUUCUUUUCCUUUUUUUUUUUCCCCUUUCCUAAAAUAGAUGAGUACAAAGAGAAAAUAAGUAACUUGAGGCCAUUUGGAAAAUGAACGUAAGUUUUUGGGAGAAGAGAGAGCAAUGAAGUCCCAUAACCAGCACAGAACUGAGCUUUCACGCAGGGCUUUUUAGUUUACAAAUCACCUUCCAAUUCAUGGGGAGGCAAUGCAGGGAUGGGACUGGGGUGCAGAGAGUUACCUCCCAGUGCACCCAGGGUGAAGGGCACACAACUGGAAGGCUCUAGAGCUGGGGCUGUCUUGACAGUCAAGACUGGGGCUUCUUUUAGUCACCCUACUGCUUCUAAGCCCAGGUGGUCCCAAUAUAGCCAGACAGAGUAGAUCUCUGAUGGCUGAGCACUGCAGCCUCAACACCACAGGCCAAAAGAUGAGGGGCAGAAAUGAAGUCACAGAGUUUGUUUAUAGAAUCUCAGCAACAGAUAGAAGGAAAGUCUUGAAAAAUGAAGAUAAAUCCAAAGGAGACACUAUAUUUUUGGAGAAAAUUAGGGAAAAAAAGCCACAAGCCUACUUUUUCAAGUUUCAGUAAUGACUUAAGAGUUAAGGUUGCUUUCUUCUGAAAAUUAUAUUCUAGGUUUGGGUUAGGGAGAGCAUAGGCAUAGCCCAGCACCACCCUGUGCUAUCUGAAAUGACUUCAAUACACUAAUAAACCUCAGUGGCAUGCCAGAAUGCACGCCAUAACUCAAGGAGACCACACAUUUGGCAAAACCAGACAAAGCCUUCUGCAGUUCCUAUGGAACCAGUCACUAGGUCCUAGAUACCACUUGGGUGCCCCAAUGGGGGUCCUGGAGAGGAAGCAGGUGGACAUAAUGGCUCCCAGAAAUUGCUCCUACUUAUUGUGGUCAUGCUUCCAGCCUGUUAAAAAUAGAUGAUACUGCUGUUUUGAGUAACUAACAAACAGUGACUAUUUACAAGAGCAGAAGUAAAAAAAAAAAAAAAAAAAAAAUACACAAUAGAAACCAGCAUCCCCUAAAGCAGGGUUUCUCAACCUCGGAACUACUGACAUUUUGAACUGGAUAAUUCUUUGUUGUAAGGGACUGUCCUGUGUAUUAUAUUAUUUAUAUUAUAUUUAGCAGCAUCCUUGGUCUCUAUCCAUUAAAUGCCAGUAGCACCCCUACAGUGGUAACAACCAAGAUGUCUCCAGAUAUUGCCAAUUGUCCUCUGGGAGCAAAAUGGCUCCUGGUUGAGAACCACUGUCCUAAAGGAUGUCAUACCACUGACAGGGAGUUAGGAUACACUUAUUUUUCAGUACAGCAAAAUUCUAUCUCAUGUAGCUAUGCACGUGGUUAUGAUUUAAUGAAGUUCUUCUUUACAUACUAAGUAGGUUUUAGACGUGGUAAUUUUAAGUUGGGAACGAAAUGGAUCUGAUUUGUUUGAUAUGGCUUCACGUCCUCGGGCCACAUGAGAGAACACAUCUUUCAGCUCUCUCUGGGUAUACCUGAAGCCAGGAAAGUUGAGCUAUUUGUCUCAUGUUUAUAUGCCUGUUACCUUAACUGGUGCCAUUUCCCCAGCAGUUCUAGCAGUCCUUAAGCAAGUGAGGAAUUGGGAGAAGGAAGGACAGGCAUUGCAGGGAAUCAGAGAACAAAGAAUUUAGCCAACAAAAGAGUCUUGUCAGUCUGGCUUCUUGGUAUGGUCUGGGUCUCUCGCUGAACAUGGUUCGGAGCUGGUGUAGCGGAAGUAGACGACACCUCUGAGAAGAGUCAAGAAGGCAGGAGAGUGAGUCCCACACCAGAAAUACGCUCAUCUUUCCAUUGUAAUGUGCCCCUUGGUACUAUUUGCUAAUGUAAUCUAUUUUUCUUAAUCCUUGUUGUUUUGCUUAUAUUUCACACUUGUAUAUAAAGCACCCUUUUCUAAAAAUAUAACUAGAAUGUAAUCUAAGGUUUUAUUCAUUGAAUAUGAAUGGCUGGAAACAACUAAAUGCUGAAGUGGGAAAGAAGGAAGAGAGAUCUCCAGGUAUCAGUUCCAUGUGUUUUGCAUCCAGUCCUUCCUCCAUGGAGGAAGAAAGCUCCUGGAAUCCACUCAUUUUAUUAGAAAAAGAGAGAAAGGGGAACUAUAGACCAACGGAGAUGAAAAUCAGGGUCUGUGGUUAGACAGAUGAGAAGCAAGGUGCUUUAUAGAGAAAGACAGCGGAGGGCUUUCCCUUCACAAUCUGGGUGGGAGGGGGCGGCCCAGGUUCAGGAGAGCAGUGAGGGCACUGCCCCCAGCUGCUCUGUGGCUUUCAGCCUCACUUUCUUCUCCCGAUGGCUGCCUUCAGAACAGUAUCGAAUCAACCUCAUCAAGUGCAUCCUGUAUCUAAUUACAUAUGUUGCAGGAAGCCAGAGUAUUACUGGUAUCCCCUGGUCCAUAGAAAGGAGCGCAUUUUAUGGUGAGAGGGCAGAUGGAGUCAAAGGGAAGUCUUUCAGAGAGACUGUGGAUUAGACAGCGAUGGUUUGAUCAGUGAGAUGAGGUUGUAGUGAGCAGCAUGUGCCCCCAGUGUUGUCUGAUAGAGGCAUGACAGCUAGACAUGGCUUCAGAUUAAGAAGCAGCUGAGGAGGUGAAGAGGGACUGUAUACACAGGAAUAGGAGCCUGGAUGGAGAGAUUCUACAAGCACAGCCCUUGGUGAAUAUCACUGCUGAGAAAGACAUCCAGAGCAGAGAUCAGCCGAACACGCGGGGCGAGGACCUUGCUGCCUUUGUAGCAUGGGGAUCUGGAAAAGAAGUUUCUGUCUUAUAAUGAAGGGAAAAGUGAAAUAUAAGGUGGAACUUGGAGAUGUAUCAGGAAAACCACUGUAAAAGUCUUAUUUAUGUAUGUGUAAAGUCAAAUCAAACUGAAAUGAAGAAUGAGAUUGUGUAUAUCUAUGGUGACUUACCUCCAUGUACUGGAAAUCCCAAUGUCUCUCUCUAUAAGAGGAAAUAAAAGCUGCUUUGCACUCUGA